Platichthys flesus (European flounder) is the source of this 4797-nucleotide messenger RNA. It is a transcript of the gene elavl1a, whose product is annotated as ELAV like RNA binding protein 1a. The record is from RefSeq and is a predicted model, not a curated record. Lineage: Eukaryota; Metazoa; Chordata; Actinopteri; Pleuronectiformes; Pleuronectidae. Gene Ontology annotation, molecular function: RNA binding. Bases 1276 to 2262 code for a protein of 328 amino acids. The transcript has 5 exons. Gene Ontology annotation, cellular component: ribonucleoprotein complex.
AACCAUAUUGAUUUGAUCAGAUGUUCUGGUCAGGUGUUGAAAGAAGAGUUGACUCCUCAUGUCGUGUUAUCCUGUUAAAGAUUACUUCAUACCUAGAAUUAGACACUGAGAUGGCAUUAGGAGAAAUCAAAAAAUAAAUAUGCAUGUCAGCCCUCCACCAGCUUUGCCCAUGUUUACUGUUUGAAUACAGGACUCUCAUUCAUCCUCUUGGGCGGUGGAUCUUACCCACCAGAAUACACAAUCACAGCCCUUCUCCUGCAUGAAUGGGACUCAGUCAACUUGACCACCGCACUUGUUCCCAUUUCAAACCUGAUCCCAACGCAGCCACCAGUAAAUGUAACGACCAAGACACCCGCAUGUUGGGGGAAACUGAAAAUUUAACAGUUUAAUGAAGCAACGUUCCCCUCUGGCUCUGGAAAGUUUUCUUAACUAAUCUCAGAUCCUUCAGACUACAUUGUGGGGCCACGUGACGUAAUCGGUUACUUAGCUAUAGAUGGCUGUGACUCAGGAGGUAGAACGGUCAGCCACUAACCAGCAGGUUGGCGAUCCCUGGCUCUCGAGUUUAUGAUGGUUUAGAAUGAAACCACCAUGGCAUUUUAAAUUCCCCUGUUCCAAUUUUUGUCAUUGCAGCCCAUUUACUCACGCGCCCUCUCUCAUUCAGACUCUUUUUAAGAACAUGAUAAUGACAAGAAAGUCAAACUAUUGAGUGGCAAGAAAUAAUAUCAGCUUUAAUUCCUUAUUUAUGAAUGAAGCUGCAGCGGUACCUGUGUUGGAUCAGCCAACUGCAACUUAAAGACCCCCCCUCUCUAACUUUCUGAAUCUGCUCCUCCCGAUCGUCUGAAUCUGGGCUUUUGAUUGAUAUAGAUAAGCUAACACGUUGUUCUGGGUCAAAGAUUUCAAAUGGAAAAAAACAUUUAAACAUCAUUUCAGAUAUCAGUGAUGUAAAGGGGUUGUUUGAGGUAGCAGGGUGGACAAAGAGUGUAAAUUGUAGGACAUGACUGUUCGCUCUAUUCUCAUUUUGUGCUGCUGCCAGCAAUUGACUGUGAAGUAAUUAGUUUGAAUUGAUUUCCUGUAUCAUCUGCCCGUCUCUUUUUGCAUGUGUAGGUGAACCACAGGCAGCUUUUGGGAUUGUGUGCCUUUUGUUUAUUUAUAUUUUUUGAAAGGCUUUUUGGUAAUUUUCAAUUUGAACGUAACCUCUGCUUACUCUGCGUGCUUACCUUGCUUUGUGUCCUUUUUUCCCCGACCCACCUGGCCGACUUGCGGGAGGUGUAUGACAUGUCGAACGGUUAUGAAGACCACAUGGGAGGGGAUGAGGGGAAGGACUCCAAGACCAACCUGAUCGUGAACUACCUGCCUCAGAGCAUGACGCAGGACGAGCUGCGGAGCCUCUUCAGCAGCAUCGGGGAGGUGGAGUCCGCCAAGCUGAUUCGAGACAAAGUCGCAGGCCACAGUUUAGGGUACGGAUUUGUUAACUAUCUUAACCCUAGUGAUGCAGAAAGAGCUAUCAGUACACUGAAUGGACUAAGGCUACAGUCCAAAACUAUCAAGGUUUCAUUCGCUCGGCCCAGCUCUGAUACAAUAAAAGAUGCCAACUUGUAUAUCAGCGGUCUCCCAAAGGCCAUGACCCAGAAAGACGUGGAGGACAUGUUUUCAUGUUUUGGGCACAUCAUUAACUCCCGAGUACUUGUAGAUCAGGGUACAGGUGCAACAGGUGUGUCCCGCGGCGUAGCUUUUAUCCGGUUUGACAAGCGGGCGGAGGCAGAAGAAGCUGUCAAGAGCCUGAAUGGCCAAACACCACCGGGGACCGCUGAGCCCAUCACAGUGAAAUUUGCCGCCAACCCUAACCAGGCGAAAAACACACAGCUCAUUUCUCAGCUCUACCACAACCAAUCCCGACGCUUCGGGGGGCCCGUGCACCACCAGGCACAGAGGUUCAGGUUUUCCCCCAUGAGUGUCGAUCACAUGGGUAGCAUGGGAGGUGUCAGCGUCCCCAGCAACCCAACCUCCGGCUGGUGCAUCUUCACCUACAACCUGGGCCAGGACGCCGACGAGAGCCUCCUGUGGCAGAUGUUUGGCCCCUUCGGCGCCGUGACCAACGUCAAGGUGAUCCGAGACUUCAACACCAACAAGUGCAAGGGCUUCGGCUUCGUCACCAUGACCAACUAUGAGGAGGCGGCCAUGGCCAUCGCCAGCCUGAACGGCUACCGGCUCGGAGACAAGAUACUGCAAGUGUCCUUCAAGACCAGCAAGGGCCACAAGUAGAGAGAGCCGGACAAUCGGGUGUAGAGGAGACGGGGGGGAGGGAAAUGACCUGCACCAGGCUUUUAUUUGAGAGAGCUAAAGUACGAGUUUGCAAAGUCUGGCACAUCUGUUUGGGUUUUAGUGUACUGCGAGUGAAAUGAGACUCUUCUGCACCUUUUGUUACUGGUCUAAGGCUGACUUAAUGUUUUUUUUGUUUGUUCUGUUUUUUCUUAUCUUUGUUCUCAUUCUUGUGGCUUGAGGACACUCAGUGGGUUUUUUUUUUAGGGAGAAGAUGUUGAGUGCAAAAGCUACCCAAGAUAUCUUCAAGAUAAAGUUCGAAAAAUCAAAAAAUCUGAAAUACUGUCAGUAUCUGUUGCAUGUUUAACUGUGGGGAUUAGAAUAAAAGAGGCAGGCGAUGGGUGCACUGAAAAUCCAGAAGCAUAAAGAACGACCUGCAAAUAGUUUUAAAAGUGUCUAAAAUUUAGCGGACAAUUAUAAAUCUGCAGACGGGGAAACCACAUUUGGCAAUGAGCUGGUGGUUGUUUUCUUUUGGGGAAGAAGUGUUUUGUCCUGGAUCCUCAUCAUAAUUAGAAAUAGAGGCCUUAAAUGAUCACCCAGUGACUCAGACUUCACAACCACUCACCGUCUGGAGUCAAUCUAAAAAAAAAAGAAAAGCAAAGCACUUUUAAUCAGUCUGUUCUAGGUUUCUAUGUAUAUCAGUCAUUGUGAAGUUGAUCUACUUUUUCUCACCCUCCGACCAGAUUAACAGUUUAAAACAUGACGCGUCUUGGAGGUAGAUGUUUUUUUUGUUUAUCCCUGUGUAAAUUGAAUUUUUAUUCUAAGUUGCAUCGCAGUGGAAUCCUGUGAAAAUGAUGAGUAGGGAAUUGAAAUGGACCAAAGACAGGGAGAGAUUUGAUCCUUAAACCCCAGAGCAGAUUUCCACGAGGUAAAAAUCACACUUUUAUUUUUAAGGAGGUACUGAGGUUAUAUCUGAUGCUGACUGAGAGCAACUUCAUUCAUGCUCAGUUUGCCGUUCUAUUUCGUUUUUACUUUGAUUGAGUUCUUUUCUUUUCCUUUUAGAGCUUUAGAUUUGUAUUCAUUACAAUGUAAGUUACAAACUUGUUUUAAUGCGUGCUAAUCUCAAGUUUGGAGAGAGAUUAACGGCCUUUGUUAAUGAUUACAGUUUAGACCUGCUUUUAUUUUUCUCCCUUUUUGUUUUGGUUGUUUCACUUUGAACAUAAACCAUUAAAUUUUAUUUUGUUUUGCUGAAAGUUUUGUUUGUUUGUUUGUUUCUUUAUCUUUUUAUUUCUUUUUGAAUAUGGUUUGCAGUUUUCUUUUUCUUGUAACAAAUCUGCGGCACUGAUUCACAAAAAAAUCCCUGGUCCAGCAGUAACUUAAGACUUUGGGACUUCAAAUUGUUAAUUGACCAAUAUUUAGUUGAGAUAUGGUGAAUAUGACUGCACAGACAUUUGAAGGAAAGUGAUUGUCUAGCAGACAUUUCGUGAAGCAACAUUUCGGAGGAGUUAAGUAUUAAGAACAAUUGAGCUGUAAGUGUUCACUUUUUGGUACAGUUGUCUUCAGCUGCUGCCGGUUGUAUGUUGCGAUGAUUUUUUCAUCAUAUGGCUCAGUAACUGUAGUGUGUGGCUGUUUGUGCAGGAAAAUGUUUGAUAUUGCAGCAAAAAAUGUUACGAUUCAGACAUUUAGACUCAAAACCACUUGCUUGAUUACCGAUGCGAAUUGCACUUUUCUCGAAUUGUCCAUCUAGCAAAGAUUACUGGCAUAAGACUACUAUUUUUUUUUUUCUUAUAGUGAUAACUUUGUAUUAGUCUUAGUCUUGUCUCUUUCUCCAGGGUGGAGAAUUAGCAUCGGUACUGAAUUUAUCAUUUCAGAUUUAACCUGACCACAGAGGAACCUCUCGAUGGAGCUACACGUAGCAGAUGAUUCCUGGAGACAGUUCCUGCUCACACUUUUUAGGAUUCACUUUUAAAACCAUUAUUUUCCCAGCAAUAAUACACCUGACACUUCAUGAGCUGCUUAUUUAAUCGAUUACUUAAAGGAUAUAUUCUAUUACCAUCACAGCUUCAGAUUUUGGUCUUAAAAGUGCUUUUGAUUUAGUAUUCUUCGUGUUGUGUGUCCAUCCUUAACUUUGUGCAAUACUUUGUGACUUGUUCGAAGCAGGCGAAAGGAACUUGUUAGUCUUGAACUGUCAUGUUUCAUGAUUUCUUUUUUUUCUACUGACGUUCUGGUACUGUUUAGUUUUCUCAGCAGUCUUGUUGGAUUUGCAUGAAAAGAUGCAAGUGACAUUUUAUUUUUUUCAAGGGGCAGUCGGAUUAAACUGCAUUCCGCCUUAAUUCUUAAGUUUUUAGUGUCUUUUACAUCAGAGGAGGCCCAAACGUUUAUUUGACAAUGUUUGCGGUUACACUUGUUGAAGUGUUUUUAAUGGAUUCUUGAUAUUUUUUGUGGGGUUUUAUUUUUUUGCUCUUGAACGGACACUAAAUUGAACACCAUUAAAUGUCUUCUAACAUUGGAUCAUUUCAAUAAAAACGUGGUGCAAUA